Caenorhabditis bovis is the source of this 1287-nucleotide messenger RNA. Lineage: Eukaryota; Metazoa; Nematoda; Chromadorea; Rhabditida; Rhabditidae. The record is from the annotation of a GenBank genome assembly.
AUGAAUUUUUCGCCGUACAAGCUCGCGUUCCUACUCGUUCUCAUACCGCUGGCAUAUCGUUUCGUCAGCGAUCGCCUCUAUUCGGACCACAAGCCCGAAGUGUACGGCUACGUCGACGAGCGUUUCAAGAAAGUCGGCGACGCGUUUGCGCAAAACUUUGAAAAUGGCUGGGAGUCGGAAGGUGCGGCACUCGCCGUGUUUCUCGACGGCGAGAAGGUCGUCGAUGUUUACGGAGGCUACGCCGACAAACAGGCCGCCAGAAAAUGGGCUUGGAACACCAUCACCGUGACGUUCUCAACGACGAAAGCUGUCGCGUCGGUCGCAAUCGCCUUGUUACACCAAAACGGGAGAUUGAACUAUGACGAUCCGGUUGCCAAGUACUGGCCGGGCUUCGGAAAGCAUGGACGCGAUAAUGUGACAAUUCAAAUGGCGCUCUCGCACAUGGCCGGACUUGCCUACAUCGAUACGCCGAUCACCGAGCAAAUGGCGGCGGACCAUGAGAAAAUGCGAGAGAUUCUUGAGAAUCAGCCGCCAAAUUGGGCGCCCGGCACCAAAACUGGCUAUCACGCUUAUACGCAUGGAUGGAUUGUCGAUCAGAUCAUCCGACAUACCGAUGAGCGCAAACGUGGCAUCGGCCAGUUUUUCCGAGAAGAAAUCGCUGAGAGAUUCGAUAUCGAUUUUCACAUCGGAUUACCCCUGGAGGAGGAGUAUCGAGUUGCUCGAAUUACAACACCGACCCUUUUGAAUCGUCUAGAAGAGAUGUGGCAUGAUUUAAGGGUUGUCAAAUACCUCAAAUCGCUUUAUAAGUUGAUUUCGGGUCAUCCGUUGGCAAAAGUUGUGAAGAAUCCGUCAUGGCUUGAAGCCGUGAGUAGAUGCACGAUAAACAAUCCGGAUUACCAUUCGCUUGAACAAGCGGCGGCUCUCGGAAUUGGAAACGCGCGUUCGCUGGCCACAUUAUUCGACAAGGUGAAUCGCGGCGAGAUUCUCAACAAGGCCGUCCUCGAAACGAUCAGCAAACAUUAUGUCAAUGAGUCGGACUUUAUUUUCGACGACGUCGUCGCGAAAGGCUACGGAUUCUUCCAUUUGCCGAUUGGCCGCGCCGGAACUGCUCACGGGUUUGGCCACACCGGUCACGGCUGCCAAAUGGUGAUAACCGAUUUGAAAAAUAAAUUGACGAUCGCAUACGUAACCAACGGACUCAAAACUGGUAUCUAUGAUCUGUGCCGGACGUAUUGGAAACUUCAGACGGCCACCUAUGAUGUCAUUGAAGAGAUGCAGAAGAAUUAG